Suillus paluster is the source of this 727-nucleotide messenger RNA. RefSeq lists its product as uncharacterized. Lineage: Eukaryota; Fungi; Basidiomycota; Agaricomycetes; Boletales; Suillaceae. Gene Ontology annotation, molecular function: RNA ligase (ATP) activity; ATP binding. The transcript has 2 exons. Gene Ontology annotation, biological process: tRNA splicing, via endonucleolytic cleavage and ligation. The coding region runs from base 15 to 404 and encodes 129 amino acids. The record is from RefSeq and is a predicted model, not a curated record.
ACGUGAGCAUAGAAAUGGACCUCGAAGAUGACCUUGAGCAAGCUGUAGACCGUGCAGAAGAGAUCGACGAGGUCGUGUGCAAGGCCCGUAGCUACGUGCUUAAGACAAAGAAGCCUCGAGAAGAGAAGAAGAAAAAGAAAGAUGAACAACCUACACCCCGCUAUUUCGGACUUCUCCCUGAAGUCGAUCUCAUUGGUGUUAUCGGAAAACAAAUGGAAGAGACAUCGUUCUGGAAUGCUCUCGUUGCCGAACAUCGUACCACUGUGCGCCCCCAUAUCACGGUAGUGCACAAGAACUCCCUCCCUGGUGCUACUGAACUUUGGGAGCGGUGCUCUCAGCUCCACAGGAUGGCAUUUCCUCCGUCGUUCACCUUCACUCUCGGUCAUUUGGUUUGGAACAAAUGAGUUAUGGCCAUUACUGUGAACGACUUCGAGCUUGACGGUUCACCGGACACCCACUCUUCUGUAGGCCAGGAAGGGAAUGAGUUCGUGACAAAACUGUCGGAGGAAGUUCGGAAUGGUUUGCACAUAACAGCUGGAACAAGGGACCCAAAUGUAUCUACUGUUGAAGCGAAGGCUCUUGUGGAGGCAUGGCGCUCUGGGAAGAGAUCAGGAACUGGCUCACUCGACCUUGAAGGACUGACAGCGCGAGGCAGAAUCAAAAGACUCUUCGGUUGAGGUUCCUGUGCUCUUGUUUGUUAAAUGAUGGAUGCAAUAAACAUUUCCUC